AUGCAUAAGGAGAGCGUCGUGAACACUGUUUCAGCGGGUAUCUCGCUUCUUGAGGACUUUGCCCUCUGUGCCCACGUGUCGACCAACUACAUCACCCGGCUCUCAGCAUCUUCUAUGAACGCAUCGUUAUCGCUAGAGACAAUGGAGGGCUUGGAAGUAGUCGCCAGCAGCCUUGUAAAAGUUAACAUCACCCUUGGGGACAUGUCCACCUACCAACAGAUCGCAGGUACGCCGCUAAUAUUACCUUUUAAUUCUCGCCUCACUGGAUACUGGAUGGUGCUCAUCCACGGUCUAGUCGCUUUGGCAGUGUUGUAUACGUGGGACUUCCUCCUUACCAUAUCAGACGAGAAUUAUGUGGGUUACGCUGAUCCCAUCAUGAUGAUGAUCACUACCGUUGUUUACUUGCUUGACUUUCAGACGCCCGGUUUCAAGCUUCCCAAAAUCCUAUACUUCUUUGUACGCAAAAUCCUGUCAACCGCUACGUUUCCCUGCUUUUGGGGGCUCUACAAGUCUAUUGUGUGGUACUUGUUAGUGGGAAUACCCGAAAGGGUAGUUACGUGCUCUGUGACGGCCUUGUAUGCGAUGACCAUAUUAUUCUGUUCUUCUGCGGCUGCUGUUUCCAUUGUUUUCACUAAAACGUCGGAACGGCAGCUUGGAGUAUGUCCCUUUUAUACGAUCAAGCUUUCUGUCACGGAACGGGUAUACGGCUAUAGCACCAGCGUACCGAUGGUGAUGACCGCUAUUGUGUUUAUGGUAUUAUUCAGCUAUAAGGCUAUAAGACCAUAA
Messenger RNA from Coniophora puteana RWD-64-598 SS2, 786 nucleotides. RefSeq lists its product as uncharacterized. The record is from RefSeq and is a predicted model, not a curated record. The transcript has 10 exons. The coding region runs from base 1 to 786 and encodes 261 amino acids. NCBI's taxonomy places the organism in Eukaryota, Fungi, Basidiomycota, Agaricomycetes, Boletales, Coniophoraceae.